This is a messenger RNA of Fomitopsis serialis, 386 nucleotides long. RefSeq lists its product as uncharacterized. The record is from RefSeq and is a predicted model, not a curated record. Bases 81 to 278 code for a protein of 65 amino acids. NCBI's taxonomy places the organism in Eukaryota, Fungi, Basidiomycota, Agaricomycetes, Polyporales, Fomitopsidaceae. The transcript has 3 exons.
CGAAAUCUCCGUAGUCUUCAAAUGAGCUCAGUGAAAUCGGCCGAGUUUAUUUGAAUGGGCGGUUCUCUGAGCGGCUAUAAAUGUCUUGGCAACCGACGUUAUUCACGCUCCCUUCAAGACCCUUGCUCUUCGAACCACACUCUCGCUGCUGCCAAGUAGUCACUGCAAUGUUCAAUCUCGUUAUCCUAUUCCUCGUCUCCCUUCUUGCAUGCAUUUACGGCAUUAGAAACAGAAGACAACUAUCAGUACCUCCGGGCCCGAGAGGCAUCCCCUCUUAGGCAAUGCGCUCCAGCUUCCCAAAGAAUGUAGUUGGCUCACGUUCGCGGAAUGGGCCAAAAUAUACGUUCAAUCAUCGUGUUGAGCUCCCGCGAGGCCAUCUCCGACCU